AGAGAGGUGCGGUUUGAUUGGAAACAGGCCCGGCAGCAGCACCGAAAACAUUUCAGUCUACAUUCCGGCACAGGCGUGUAUUUCAGUCCUUUCAUACAAACCACGCAUGUUGUGGUGUAUGUGCUGCUGCUGAACUUCCUUGUCCUGCAGAGAGAGGAUAAAGGCGUGACGUCGCUGCCUGCAGAGCGGCCCGGCAGGAGAGGCAGGGACGCGCCGUGGGGGAACAGACGCUGCAGCAGAGCAGCAGACUGCGAAACCAAAAACACCGGGGCACCAAAAAACCCGACGACAAAACAACGGCGACUUUACCGAGACGACAGCCAUAAUGCGGCACCGCCAGGCAGCCUCGUAGCCAAUGUGACUGCACAUCCUGACGCCGAGCAGAGCAGGAGGAAACGGCGGACAGCAGCACCACCUCUCCCCGCGGUUCAGCCAAGCCUCGCCACGCGUCGCGUCGCCUCGCCCCGGUGUGCGCGGUAGGGUUGGCCGGUCGGUACUGGUCUGGAUGUGGACAUGUCCUCGCCAAACGCAGAGGAGGACCAGAGAUGGAUGCCGACGCACGUCCAGGUGACGGUGCUGCGGUGCAGGGGCUUACGAGGCAAGGGCAAGCACGGAACUAGCGACGUGUACACCAUCAUCCAGCUGGGCAAGGAGAAAUACUCGACCUGCGUGGUGGAGAAGACCACCUCUCCGGAGUGGAAGGAGGAAUGCUCCUUCGAGUUGCUGCCCGGCGUCCUGGAGGACGGCAGGGGGAACGCCUACUCGGCCGGCAGCAGCAGCCUGGUCCUCACCGUGAUGCACCGGGCGCUCAUCGGCCUGGACGUGUUUCUGGGACAGGCGUUGAUCCCGCUGGAUAAGGCCUAUCAGGACAAUAUAUGCAUAAAAAACGAGUGGUACCGGCUGAACUCCAAGACGGGGAAGAAGGAGAAGGAGCGAGGAGAGAUUCAAGUGACCAUCCAGUUCACCCGCAACAACCUGACGGCCAGCAUGUACGACCUCGCCGUGAAGGACAAGACCUACUCCACCUUCAGCAAGCUGAAGGAGCGCAUGAAGGGCAAAAAGAGGGCCAGCGACGAGGACUCCUCCUCCGCCAUCCUGCCCGGCGGAUACGGGGCCCUCUACCGCAUGCGCAACCGGCUGCCGAGCGACGGAGGCGGCGAGGAGGAGUACGAGGACGACGAGGGCGGCGAGCUGCGGAGGAGCAAGAUGAGGAACUUCUUCCUGAGGGGGAAGCUGCGCAAGUCGUCGGACACCCGCUCCAGCACGUCGCUGGGCUCCGAGAGCAGCGAGUCGUCGUCGCGGGGAGGCAGCCUCAGUCCCACGGCCGGCAUCAGCGUGGUGGUGUCUGACCUCUCCAACUCGCCCAGCAACAGCAGCAACCUUACAGCGGAUAACAGCCCUGAGCACACGGCAAAUACGUCACCCAAGUCAUCCUUUUGCAAAAGUGAGCCAGGUGAUGAGGCUGGUGAAAUCACCAUUGCAGUGCCUCAGCCCUCUGUGUGCAUUAAUGGAAGCCAUGCUUACAAUGUCCAGCCCCUGGACCCCGGCUCAGGAAAACCCGCAGGUUUAUUAGGCCUGGGGCUGCUGCAGAAGUCCUUGCCUCUCUCCAUGUCUCUGCAGAACCUCAGCCCACGGGCUGAGGAGCUCCCCAAAGGCCCCGCCGGAGAUGGGCGACGCUGGUCCUUCGACAAGGCCGGCGAGGAGGAGAAGGCGGCCAUAGCGGCGGUCCUGGAGCAAAGCGGCCCCAUGCUCGGUGACGGAGUGGAGAGGUUGGGACAGGCCGCAGCGUCUCGGGCCUCCUCUUCUGCAUCGGAGUCAGAGAGCCAGGGGAAAAAGCAGAGGAGGAACUUGUUCUCCCAUGGGAGGAGUGAGUCUGCGGGGAAGGGGCAUAGUCAGUCCAAGGAUGAGUCUGAACAGGCCCCUGCUCCUGCUGAGGAGAAACACAGGGGAUGGUUCGGAUCAAAGGACUCGCACAGCAAACCCAGCCUGGUGGUGUCACCUAAGCUAGAGCUCAGCACUGACCCCCACCCUCCGCCCCUCCCUCCCACCCCACACCCCCCGGGUCCCCCUGCUGCCUCUUUGGCUUCUCCGCUGCAUCACACUAACCCGUUCUGCCGUUCACAAAGCUCCGCACCUCCCAUGUCCCCCGGCAACCCUUUCUUUCCUCUCCUCCAACACAACCCUUUCUUUGGAGACAUGCUAACCGACCAGGGCCUAAAACCUUCACUGCCUCCUCUGCCCUAUCUUUCCAGUUCCCGGCCCCCCAUAUCCCAGCUCUUCCCGCAGGCAAGUAACCCUAACCCCACCCCGCCCCGAGACCGCCUAGCCGCAGGGGACCCCGUCAACAACGCAGAUCCAAACAGCAAAGUGGAGGCCAAACUUAAGCAACGGCCCCUUCCUCCUAUUCCCACGGAAGGGGACAAGCUUCUUAGCAAGAAGUCAUCCAACCCUUUUAUGUCUGCUGGGGCAGUGGAGCCGGAUGUGGAGUGGGACGACUCCUUUGAAGCAUUUGCAGCUGGUAGGCUGCAGUCUCCAGAGGAGCCGACUUCAGACUGCAGGCCACAGCAAAACUCACCGAACGUCCAUCCACUGGAGCGCUGCAACAAUAAAGUGCUACUGCCCACAACAGAUGAUAAUAAAAACACGAAUGUGGCAGAUGCACCACAUCCACCAGCUUUAGAUGUCACUUUAAAUGCACGCACAGAGCCUUUAUUAGAACCAAAUGAACUCAGCAAUCAGCCGUCUCAUUCCCACAAAGAAAAUCUCGCCACAUUUACGCAGUUUCUUGACACUAUCACAGAGACCAACAGCGAAACAUUAAAUACUUCUGCUAACCCACCGGAUUCUGAUGUUUGUACUGGGACUAAUCAACCUAACAACGCCACUAACACGAACACUAACGUGCACCAAGUCCCCUGCGACAGCUCGUCCCACACGCAGGACGCCCCAGUUCUGUGUCCAAAUCUGAAGCCGAACAGCAACUCCCCAAAUUCUGGCUCUUCGGGCGUAGGCAGUUCGGCGGAGGAGGACUUCCUGUCUAGUCUCUCUGUUUAUUCAGCAUCUGAGAAAUUCUCCGCUUCUUCGUCCGAGGACGCCGAAGCACAACAAGUUGAGAGCAGUAAUCUUAGCUUCGAUGAGAAAUCUUCUGUCCCAGCUGUUGUGAAAUCUGUAAACCCCCUAGAAUUUGAGAAUAACAUUGACGGGUCAGAUGAUCUGUCUUUGGUUGACGUAGCUCAGGGAAACGUCCAGCACCGGGACGAUGACGAAAAGGUACAUUUAAACUCUUCCCAGGGGCAGGAGCAGUUGUUGAUACCACAGCCAGAGGUCCCUCCACAGCUGCCUGUGAUCAGCACAAAGGAAAUGGAAACUGAGGAUAUAGAUAUUCAGACACCAAGCCUAGACGAUAUCAUGUUCUCUGACCCACAGCCAGAUCCCUCCAUCUCCUCACAAUCUGACAAUGAAAAACCAGAAAAAGGCAGCUGUGACCUCAAAGGACCUUUAAUAGAUUUUUCUUCUGAGGAGAUAAAUAACUCCAUUGUAUCUGUAACUAACAACGUAGAGGUCAUGAACCCCACCAGUUUAGAUGAACAACCCUCAACACACCCGUCAUUUUACGUCAUGACUUCCUCCCCAGGUGACAGCCAAUGUAUACUGGACUCCUUAGAUAACACUAUUUUAGAAAGGCAGGAUGCCAGCCAGGAUUUUCUCAAGCCAGUCAGUCUUUUCAGUGAAUUCCUCAGCGCUGGUACCAGCCAAGGCUUUGAUGACAACCUGCUGCACACAGGGAUGUCUGAUCAAAGCACCAGCAGCGUUCCCCAUAGCCAGUAUGUGAGCGCCGAUUCUCAGCAUUACGUCACUUGCCUGUCAUAUCAGUUGUCCAAAUUCUUCAGUGCCUCCGAGGAAGCUGCAGCCAAGCAGCAGGCGGAGGAAACACCCUCUGCCAGCUCAUCACUGUGUGGGACAGGGACUUGUGAUGAGGUGCAUGAGGUUCAGCCACCUGUUUCGGGUCUAGAAGAUUCCACGAAAGCAUGCAGGUCACCUGAGGAAGGAAAAACCCAAAUUGAAGGAUUGGGAUUGCUUGAGUCAGAAGAAAUCUGUCUGUCUGAGGACAGGACAGCGCCUCUUGAGCCAAGUUUCACGUUAGGGGAUGACUUUGAGUUACAAAUGCCCCCCAGUGCACCAACAGACACGAGCUGUGGCCCCGGUAAGCUCAGCGAAGGGUCUGGAGGGAAUCAACAUGUGGUGUUAGAUGACUUCUUCCCAAAACGAUUUCAGACACAGAGUGCCAUGUUACAGCGAUCCCAGUCCGAGGGCACGAUGAGGACCAGCUUUGAGGAGCUCCUCGUGCCCUCCUUCGGGAGCGAUCCUAGUGUGAUGCAGGAGUGCUCCUCUGCCAAGCCUGGCCCCGGCCUUCCCUUUCACAUCUCCUCUGCUCCUUCCCUAACUGCUGAAAGUAGCUCCCCUUUAGUGCUCUGUCCCCUCCCUACUGUUGCCGAUGCUUGGGCGAGGUCACCAUGGCACCACAGCACGGCGCAAGCCAAUGCCCCAGCUCUCGGCAAUGCAAAGCCAAUGACUGACGCAGCAGCGCAUGCAGUUUUGCCGCAGGAGACGCAGCAGCAGCAGGCAGCCAAUCAGCAGACCAGCCCCCACCCAGUAAAGCCCCUGACCACUGCCAUACUGGCUGAGGAGAAGCGGGCCGAGGGCCGCUCAGUGCUGGCCAGCGGCCUGGAGAAGCUCAAGUCCACCAUCCACCCAGGGAGGAGCAGCCAGCAGACUGAGCAGGAGGCAGACAGGAAAAAGUCUCUGACCGAGGGCGCGGGGUCGUACUACCACCUGACCCACAGCGAGCUGGUGGCCCUGCUGGUGCAGCGCGAGGCCGAGCUCGACAGGCAGAAGGAGGAGUUUCGGCGGCAGGCGGCCCUGCUGAGCAAGCGCGAGGUGGAGCUGAAGAAGCUGAAGCCGCAGGUCAGGGAUCUGGAGGACUACAUUGACACGCUGCUCGUGCGCAUCAUGGAGCAGACGCCCACUCUCUUGCAAGUGCGCUCCAAGUACAAGUGACGAAGGGGGACGAGGGUUGGAACUGGGGUUUGCAGUACAGUACGCAUCCGUUCACUCUAACCUCCACAACAGCUCUUUAGUCUUUUCACUGCUAUGCUGUCCUUUUUGAUAUAACGAUUUAGGCACUGGGAAAACGUCGAGGUGAUGUUUUUCAGCCGGCAUGCUUUACUGUAUUGAAACACAUCCUCGUCGAAGGGUUCGGUUUGUGCGGUUUUGAAUGUAGCGGGUCCUCAGGUUGUUUUCAGGUCACGGCCAGUUGGUUUUACACUCAAAGAGAGGUGACCCCCCCCCAAACACACACACACACACGCACACACACACACACACACACACACACACAUAGACACAAUGGGUUCAAAACCUAAAUGCUUCCACUUUUGGAUCCUGAUUGUAGAAACAUCGAUUCCCUCCUUUUCACCUCACCCGUCACUUCAUCACCUUACCACAAAAACAGAGAGAAAUUGUAGGGUUUCAUUCCAUGAUGCCUUAUAUCCAAUUUGAGAAAAGAAAUCACCCGAUUCCUCCCUCGAAAACACGAAUGAUUCCUUCAACAAAAAAACGACGCUUCAAAUACAUUUCCCUCAAUAUUUGUGCUGCUGUGUAUUUUAUCAGAAUGAGCAUCACUUUUCUCCAACUGGUGUAUAUCUCGUUUUGGAUUGAAACUCUUCACACGUUCCCUGAUGAAUACCGCGUGCACUGAUUAGCCUAGUUUUGAAACUACAAACCAAAUGAUGGGUGUAAAAGCUCAAACACUGGUCACGUGCACUGUACCGGGAACUGAUUGUAGCUUUGGAGUGUUCAAAAAGUGUUCUUAGCCAGCGAGUGAAUGGUUUGAUCUUUUGAUGCACAUCAAGUGCUGAAUAUCUUCUCUUUUUUUUUUUUUUUUUUUUUGCUUGUUCCUUCUUUCUUUACUCCUUUCGAUCUUUUUUCUUUCAUGGGCAUGUCUUGAAAUUACUCAUAAAUGCUCAGCUGCAUAAGCUAACUGAUUCUCGUAUGGGUCGUGGUUUUAUCAGGUAAAGACAGUAUCACUCAGCAUCCAGUCAGUAUCAGGAUCAGCCGUUGCAGCUUCUCUGAGCUCAUGCUUCUGCCUUCCCACUGUGCAUUAUCGACACAAUUUUAACGUUUAAGAAAAUGCCUCCGACAUGCUGGUACUUGACUCCCCUCCCUCCUCGGUGUCUGUGUGUCACAUCCGCUUCUGCUCAAGCACGCACAUCGCUAGUGCUUUUUUCAGGUGUGUUACAAAGGGAUAUAUACAGUAUUUACAGCGUAUAUGCCGUAUGGAAAUGCCAAAUGCUGCCUUAUUUUUUUCCUUUUUGUUUUUUGACGUCGGUCGUUCAUGAAGUUGAUUUAAUUAAAGCACUUCGUUUGAGUUAUAGGGGCUCGGGGGCAAGUUUUGAAAAAGAAGAAGCCAUCUGUUCACUGAAAGUUAUUUGUCUGACUGCUUUGUUAUGAUAUCGUUUAGAUCAUUGCACAACAAUAAAUUGUAUGCAUACCAAUAGAAAAUGAGCAGAUACAGUGAUUCCUGUGAAACGCCAAAAACAACAACACAUGAUUUAAAAAAAAAAAAAGAGAGAAAAAUAAAUAAUAAUAAUAAAAAAAAAGAAACACCAAGCCUUCGAACUUAAUCUAUGGAGCAGAUUUGAUACACCAUGAAGUAUUCCAAUACGAAGCCACUUUCAACAGCGUUUUUGGAUGUUCUUGCACUACUUAAUCAUAACUCGACUGUACCUGUCUGUUAAUAUUGGUAUAGUUAGAUUUAGAUCACACCGUACUGCACUUUCUAAUUGCUCCCUGUGAUUUAAGCACUUGGCCUACUUUGACACCACACAGACGAUUAGUAGCCAGUGAGCUUGAAGCAUACGAAAACAUGGAAAAACCGCCUCGUCAUCUCAGUUCCGCUGUGCGAUUGCAAUAUCGAGUGCAUAGAUGACUGUAGAGACAUAUUAAAUGUGACUCCGCACUUAUCAAGCGCAAGAAUAACGUCCUCUCCAUGUCUUCCAUUUUGAGACUUUUUAUUUAAGUUUGAACUGAUUGUAUUUUGUCCUCGAUUGUGUAGCCGGUGGAAUGUGCUUAAGGUAGAAUAUAAGAUUGGAAAGUUUACAAUUCGUGAUGCAAUUCUGUUUCACAAAUUUUGUAUAUUUAAUAAAGAAUAUUUUGUGUUUCUUGCUCA
Molecule: messenger RNA, 7228 nt
Organism: Myripristis murdjan (pinecone soldierfish)
Lineage: Eukaryota; Metazoa; Chordata; Actinopteri; Holocentriformes; Holocentridae
Gene: rab11fip5a
Product: RAB11 family interacting protein 5a (class I)
Exons: 6
Coding region: 514-5058 (1514 amino acids)
Biological process (GO): regulated exocytosis
Cellular component (GO): recycling endosome; early endosome; phagocytic vesicle
Molecular function (GO): small GTPase binding
Source: RefSeq, a predicted model, not a curated record